AUGGCUGCCGGAGACCGCGACAGAGACCGAGGCAGAAGCAGAGACAAGGACAUCGAGGCGGCCAUGACCUCGCAUCACCCCUACCCGGGCCCGACGCUGCUGCCCUCGCCCGUCGCCCACGCCGUCACGCUCGCCGCGCGCUCCACCAGCCUCGCCAUCCGCCUCUCCUCCCUCGUCGGCGCCUACUCCCUCGACGCCGCGCGCCUCACCACGCUGUCCAGCCUCGAGCUGGCCCGCGGCAUGGUCGAGGGCGUGCUCGCCCGGGCCGCCGGGGACGUCGGCUCCGGCUCCGGCUCCGGCGGCCAGGCCCCGACGUCUUCUUCGCGCCUCGCCGCCGCCGAGGCCGAGUCCCUCCUCGAGCGCAGCCUCGACGGCCUGCACCGCGCCGUCGCCACCGCCGUGUUCUGGACCUCGGCCGGGUUCCGCCUCACGGGCACGACCCUCGCUGCCGCGAGCGGCGCCUCGCAGGUGCUCCUGUCGUCGCUCGACCAGAUCUUUGGCUCCACCGACUCGUCGCGUGCCGUCGCCGGCGUCAUCGCCCUCGCCCGCCGCGAGUUCAACAACCCGGCCACGGGCGCCUCGGGCGAAAAGGUCGGCGUCAUGGAUCUGGUGCUGGCGCUCGCUGCGUUGGCGUACCUGCAGCGCGCGUGUCGGCGGCUGCCGGCCGAGGAGCAGCGGAGGAGUGCCUGCGAGGAGAUUAUCUGGGAUGUCGUCGUGCUCAAUGAUGGUGAGCGUGUCGACGUCCAGCAGCAGGAUGAAAGGAUCGUGGAGCUGUCCGGCCAAAGGGCGGUGACUGGCGGGGAUGGCUCCAAUGCCCGAAGCGACAUGCAAGACGACGAGGCUGUCCUCUCGCGACUCAAGAACCACAUCGUCUCCUCCCUUGCCCCGGGGACAACCGUCUCCAUCUCCAGCUCUGUGUCGUCCGUGCAAACCAUCACCGUCGACGUCGAGGGCUCAAACCUGCCGUCUCUGCCGACACCACCGGGGGCGGAGAUCGUUGAGACGCGAGGCCCGUCGUCUCAUGGCCUUGUGCCGGACGCAGCGAACCAUCGCCCCUGGACACCGCACGGUCAUCGCCGUCAAGACUCCUACCGCGUCGUGUACCGCAUCGAACGGGACAGGUUUCGCUCGACGUCGCUCCACGGAGAGGAGGACGAGGAGUCUGGCCGGGCAGUCGUCGAGGUGACAGGGGACAACGAGGCGAGCAGCCACCCAUCCACCGACCGCAACGCUGGGUUCUAUAGUCUUGAGCACAAGCCGAGCCACUCGUCGCCGGCGUCGCUGUCGACCUUGGUCACCACGGAUAGCCCGGUCCCCGACAGUGACCCAGACUCGGUUGCCUCGACGCCAGGCAUUGUCGAGGCGUCCACCAAUGUCAACACCAGCAUCAACCACACCAACUCUCGACACACAUCACAGCCGACUCAGUCAGUCUCCUAUCACGAAACCGCCGCAAACCAAAAGAAGCAGCGGUCUCCCCUCACGCCGCCCGCUUCUUCAUCCCGCGCCAACGUCGACAAGGCCCGCCCAGCCCUCGACAUGGGCAAGCGCUCGCUGUCCAAGAAAAAGGGCGAGUCGGUCACUGCGCACAAAGGCUCCGACAAGAAGACGGGCUUCAAGCAGGUCCUCAAGGGGUCCAGCCAGUCCCUGACCAACAUGUGGAACAAGGAGUCUCCGUCCCUCGACGCAACCCGCCCUUCCAAGACGAAGCCGCAAUGGAAAGGGGCGGGCGGCGGCGAGUCGAUACACAGCACAAAGCCUAAGCCCGCAUUGACGUCGCGGGCCCAGACGCAGCAUUCACAACGCGACGCCCCGAAGCGGAACCUGCAAACUCCCGAACCUAUUCCCGGCCGCACCUCGUCGCGCGCCAGCUACGUCUCCAUCCACGAUCGGCGCCGCGACUCCAUCGUCUCCCUGACCGACGCCUUUUCCAUCCACACCAACGGCGAGAUGCGGCCUGCCUCGCCGACCAUUAUACGCACAGACUAUUCCGCGCAGGAGUCGAGCACGCGUCCCCGCAGCGGCGUCUACUCAGGGGACGGGUCGGUGGUGCCAUCGUCGCCGCACAAGACCCGCGGCCACGGGCUCGGCCACCGACGGUCCGCCUCGUACGCGCCCAGCCUGUACAGCCUUGCGACCAACGACUCGCAGUCGUCGCUGGUGCUCUCGUCGUACUACCAGAAGAGCGCGUACCACGCGUCGGACGCGCUCGCGACGCUCCGGCGCGAGGGCUUCGUCGACGGGGCCUUCCCGGCGGGCCACCUGCUGCCCAACAUGGCGCGCUACAUGCGCUUCUCGUCGGCGUGCUACGGGUCGCGCUUCCUCAAGGUCAUGGGCAUCUCGACGCAGGUGCCGGUGCCGGGCGCGUCGGAGGCGUCGACGCACCACGACGUGCGGCACUUUGUCCACCACACCGAGUCGGGUGCCGACAGCAUCCUGCUGGCGUCGUUUGUCGACCCGCAGGGCGGCGCCGACGCGAGCGGCGCGACGGGCACGGGCGUGCCGCUCGUGCACUACAUCUCGCUCGACCACGGCGCCAAGGCGGUGGUGCUCGCCUGCAGGGGCACGCUCGGCUUCGAGGACGUGCUGGCCGACAUGACGUGCGAGUACGACGACAUGAUAUGGCGCGGCAGGCGGUACAAGGUCCACAAGGGGAUACACGCGUCGGCGCGCCGGCUGCUGUACGGCGACGAUGGGCGCGUCCUCGUCACCAUCAGGGAGGCGCUGCGCGAGUUCCCCGACUACGGGCUUGUUCUCUGCGGGCACUCGCUCGGCGGCGGCGUCACCUCCCUGCUGGGCGUGAUGCUGGCACAACCCAACCCGGAGGGUCCCGGUUUCGUCAUCUCGGCCGAGCCGCACGUCCGUCUCAUCGAACCGCCACCGUCAAGCACCGCCUCCGCCCACACGGCGGCCCCCAGCCGGUCGAGCGACAUCCGCCUCCCGUCGGGCCGGCGCAUCCACGUGUACGCGUACGGCUCACCGGGCGUCAUGGCGCCGCCGCUGCGCAAGCUCACGCGCGGGCUCAUCACGAGCGUCGUCCACGGCAACGACCUGGUGCCACACCUCUCGCUGGGCGUGCUGCACGACACGCAGGCCCUCGCGCUGGCGUUCAAGAGCGACGAGAACAAGACCAAGGCGGACAUCCGCGCACGCAUGUGGAGCGCCCUGCGCUCGCGGUGGGCGGCCCCGGGCUUCUCGCAGUACAUGCCCAUGCACGCGGGCGACGGCCACGGCGGGCCGGGCGAGACGGACGAGGAGUGGCUCGCGCCGGCGCUCGACGCGCUGCGGCAGGGCAUGAAGAACGCCAAGCUCGUGCCGCCGGGCGAGGUGUUUGCCAUUGAGACCCAGCGCGUGCUCCGAAGGGACGCCUUUGUGCUGCCCGACGAUGGGCCCGUGGGGAGGCCGGCGAGGCGCGUCGUGCUCAAGUACGUGCGCGACGUGGAGGCGCGGUUCGGCGAGGUGCGCUUCGGCACGGGGAUGCUGACGGACCAUAACCCGGCCAAGUACGAGGAGGCGCUGAACAUGCUGCGGCUGGGGGUUGUGUAG
This is a messenger RNA of Purpureocillium lilacinum, 3546 nucleotides long. RefSeq lists its product as uncharacterized. Gene Ontology annotation, molecular function: lipase activity. Gene Ontology annotation, biological process: diacylglycerol catabolic process; arachidonate metabolic process. The record is from RefSeq and is a predicted model, not a curated record. NCBI's taxonomy places the organism in Eukaryota, Fungi, Ascomycota, Sordariomycetes, Hypocreales, Ophiocordycipitaceae.